UUCGUCCCAUUUCCAGUUUUCCACGCCGAUUAAAUUUUCGCUCAGCCUCGUUCCUGCCCGGAUUAGUGGGGCGGGAACAGAGAUGGCAAAACUCGGUCCUGCCCAAUAACACAAGAAAACGACGACGUUAUGGUCCAAAUUUCCGAGUCCCUUUCUUUCAUUUCUUUGCCCGUGCAAAAUUUUCACAAGAUUCUAGCGCAACGAACAACAAAAUCCUAGACCUCUCAUACAAUAUCUGGUCAUUUAUCACUCGAACACAAUCUUCUUGAGUCACCAGUAAAGGAAUACAUAUUGCUCAACUCUUUGUUUGGGUUCAUAUAAUGGAGGGAGUGGGAGAUGACAGUGGGGCACCUAUUGCCAAAUGGAGGAGUGAUUUUUCCAGGGCAUUUCAGUACUGUCUUGAUAGAUCAACCCCUCAUACAAUGCGGAGGUGGCUAGGAACUUUGGCUGUGGCAAUGAUAUAUGUUUUACGAGUUUACCAUCUUCAAGGGUUUUAUGUUGUUUCCUAUGGUCUGGGGAUCUAUAUUUUGAAUCUCUUGAUUGGUUUUCUGUCGCCCAAGGAUGAUCCUGAGCUUGAAGCGUUGGAUGGGGCUUCCUUACCAACCAAAGGUUCUGAUGAGUUCAGGCCUUUUAUUCGCCGACUGCCUGAGUUUAGGUUCUGGUAUGCCAUCACAAAAGCUUUUGUUGUGGCUUUUCUUUUGACCUUCUUCUCUGUAUUGGAUGUACCUGUUUUCUGGCCAAUAUUGUUAUGUUACUGGAUUGUUCUAUUUGUCCUCACAAUGAAACGGCAAAUCCUACAUAUGGUCAAAUACAAAUAUGUCCCUUUCAAUAUUGGAAAGCAGGUUGUGUUGGUUAAAAUAGGUACACUGGUAAGAAAUCGUCUGCAAUUAGCAGCAUAGCAACAGACUGAGUCACUGAGAGCUGCUGAACCACUAAACAAGGCAGAAGGUGGUCUGAUCUAAGGAUGAGACAUUUUAAACAGAUGAAAUACUGUGAGUCUGUAACUUCUGCAACUUCAACAGUUUGCACUUAAAAGAAAUCUUAUGUUAGUAGACACGUCUUUGUCAGUGUUAUAGAAUUUGUGAACUUUUGGGACAUCCGAGUCAAUUUUGGCCUGGGCGUCUUAUUGAAUAGCUAACAAAACACAGUUUUUGGUA
Messenger RNA from Hevea brasiliensis (rubber tree), 1157 nucleotides. Its product is annotated as protein RER1B. The transcript has 4 exons. Bases 321 to 899 code for a protein of 192 amino acids. The record is from RefSeq and is a predicted model, not a curated record. Gene Ontology annotation, biological process: protein retention in ER lumen; retrograde vesicle-mediated transport, Golgi to endoplasmic reticulum. Lineage: Eukaryota; Viridiplantae; Streptophyta; Magnoliopsida; Malpighiales; Euphorbiaceae. Gene Ontology annotation, cellular component: Golgi membrane.